This is a messenger RNA of Podarcis raffonei (Aeolian wall lizard), 1094 nucleotides long. RefSeq names its product transmembrane protein 88B (gene TMEM278). Bases 97 to 636 code for a protein of 179 amino acids. The record is from RefSeq and is a predicted model, not a curated record. NCBI's taxonomy places the organism in Eukaryota, Metazoa, Chordata, Lepidosauria, Squamata, Lacertidae. The transcript has 2 exons. Gene Ontology annotation, cellular component: plasma membrane. Gene Ontology annotation, molecular function: PDZ domain binding.
CUGUUCCAAAGGCAUUCCAGGGCAGAAAAGAGCAGGGGGAUUUUUUGAAAAGAGAGAUUUUCCAGUGGCUGGAAGCCCUGUUUGAUCCCUUCAAUAAUGUCUGAUCAGGAGAUGGAUGACUAUGACAUGGACAGCCUGUCUGACACAUCGCGGAUGAUCAAGGGACUUCCGCCUUACAACAUGGAUGAUCAGCUGCUGCCCAUGGAGCGCCGUAGCACCUGCGGCUGCUGGGCCUGGACAUGCCUGGUGGCAGCAAUGAACUCUUUGGCCUUCCUCUUGAACUUCCUCUUGAUGGCCGCCAUCUUUGCCAUCGUGCUCCUGCCCACCAUCGUGGUGGUCUACUUUGGGUUCCAGUGCCAUUCCCGGGUGCUCCACUCCACAGCCUCCUACUGCAAGACCAUCUUGGACGACAACAGCUCCUCCGCCCUGAUCAUCCUCGGCUUCGUCAUCAUGUCUCCGCUCAUCGUGGUGGCCAUGGCCAUCUACUGCGGCCUGGUCAGGCGUCUCCGGCUCUUCCUGUGCUUCCAGCCUUGGGCCCGGGCCACGUACAAGGGCGUGAAGUGGCGGUGGUACGAAGAUGGCGGGCUGUGCGGCUGCGCCAAGGAGUGGAGCAGCCAAGUCAAGGCCUGGGUUUAAGCGCUUCUCGCUCCUCGGUCUCCCUGCCAGCACACCCCUCUCUCUCGUCCUCCAAAUCUCAUUUUCCCCAUAAGGGCGCCAUGAAGAAGCAGGCAACGGCUAAACCAUCUAGAGGAAACUUCCAUGGCUUCUUCUCCUUCCACCAGGGGGCGCUGGGCCUCCCAUCGAUUCUGGAACUUUCCAUGAGAUGGAGCAUCUUGCUUUCACCAUGAACUCUGAGGUUCAUCUUAGGGCGUGAGUCUGGGGGACAUUUUCAGCCAUUUCUUCUGCCAAGCAACCUUCUGGGGUGGGCGGAGCAACAAAUGGGCGGAGCAACAAAUGCAAAUUUUACCUUUGGAAAGUGGCCUACACACACACACCUCCAUCCAGGCAAGCAAGAAUCAGAAUUCAAGGACACAUUCCAGGCCAGGCAAGAACAUUUGAGGAGGAUGCAAGGCUAAAUUGGUGCAGUGUGUGUG